GGUCGUCGAAUUCCCUUUGGACGGAUGAUCUUCGCCUACGCCGCCUGGUUAAGCGCCGAUAAAAAACCUAUAUUAAUCUUACGCCGAAAAAGGUGCGGUGGGGAAGCCAUUGGAGCCUGCUCUUCUUCUUCUUCUUCGCGAGCUCGGCGUCGGAAAGAGUGUCAACCCUACUUCGUCCGCGAGGAGACUAAAACCGCUAAGUUUAGCAUCAAUGGCUGGCCAGUCCGAUCCCCAGCUCUCCUUACUCUCUGCUCCAGAGGUGGAGUUUUUGGCUGAGGAUGAAAUGGUGGAGAUUGUUCCCAACAUCAAAAUGGAGUCUUUGAACAUGAUCUGUGGAGAUUUUGGCCCUUUCUUUCCGCAAAUUGCUUGCAAAGUACCACUUUGGCUAGCAGCAGCUCUGAAGAAGCGUGGGAAGUGCACCAUCCGCACACCAGAGUGGAUGUCGGUCGAUAAACUGACACAAGUACUCGAAACAGAAAGAGAGACACCUAGGGAAUUUCAACCAUUGCCUUUUCACUACAUUGAAAUUUCAAAGCUUUUGUUUGACCAUGCUCAUGAUGAUGUUCAAGAUACAUACAUGGUGAGAUCUUUAAUUGAAGAUAUUAGAGAUGUGAGGUUUCAUAAGGUAGAAUCUGGCUUAGAGAAUAUAUCUGGUCGUACACAUGCGGUGAAGCUAAAAAAUCUCUCUGCAAUGGAAGUAAAUAUUGUGAGGCCGUUCAUGAUGAGGACUUUACAAGCUUUCUAUAAGCACGAUAAUCCUCAAAUCAUCCAGCAACACAAUAUCUCGGGAAGGAAACAGCCACAAGUGUUAACUCGCAGCACACGAAAUCUGCGGCCGAGAUAGCAACUGACUCGCCACAAUCUGAUGAUUUCAUUCGCUCUCCAUGCGACGUGUAUGUUUAGUUUGCUUCGAGUUCUCUUGGGCCAUGAAGUUUACCCUUCAUUUGGUUACAUGUUGCUAGUUUCUUGUUUGCACUCGUCAAUUCUAUCAUCUUUUCCUUUGCUUUUGUACCAGACUUAGUCGAAACUAAUUGAUAGAUAAACCUCUAAUUCUGUU
This is a messenger RNA of Zingiber officinale, 1057 nucleotides long. Its product is annotated as DNA replication complex GINS protein PSF2-like. Lineage: Eukaryota; Viridiplantae; Streptophyta; Magnoliopsida; Zingiberales; Zingiberaceae. Gene Ontology annotation, biological process: double-strand break repair via break-induced replication; DNA replication. Bases 212 to 844 code for a protein of 210 amino acids. The record is from RefSeq and is a predicted model, not a curated record. Gene Ontology annotation, cellular component: nucleus; GINS complex. The transcript has 9 exons.